CCGGCCGGUGCGCAUCAUAAUAGCGGACACCGGACUGUCUAUUUUGAGUUCAUUUCAAAGUGUUGGCUCAUAAAAAUGGCGUGUUGCAAGGGCCCGGGAUACGCGUCUCCUUUGGACGCGUUCAAGAACGGCGCUAGGGAGGAGCUCCUGUACGUGAUCUGUGUGCAGCCAGACACUACAAAGCAGGACUACAUCGCUACGGUCGAUGUGGACCCGAAGUCACCUACUUACUGCCAAGUAAUCCAUCGUACGUAUACUGGCAAUGUUGGGGACGAACUACAUCACUUUGGGUGGAAUGUAUGCUCCAGUUGCCAUGACAACGCAAACUUGAAGAGGGACCUUCUGAUUGUACCUGCAUUAAAGUCAUGCAACGUGUACGCAAUUGAUGUUGGCAAGAAUCUGAGGAAACCUGAAUUGCAUAAGGUUAUAGACGGGGAGGAGAUGAGGUCAUUUGACUGCACUUUCCCACAUACAACACACUGCCUGGCUACAGGGGAUAUCAUGAUCUCUACGAUGGGAGAUAAGAAUGAAAACGCUAAAGGAGAUUUUGUGCUCAUCGAUUCCAAAACGCUGAAAGUGAAAGGAACAUGGACCAAAGGGAAAAAACUGGCGAAAUUUGGAUACGACUUUUGGUAUCAGCCUUACCAUGACGUAAUGAUUUCUACUGAAUGGGGUACGCCAAAAUAUUUCAAGACUGGAUUCCAUGCUGGUGACGUGACAGAUCCAGAGCGUUACGGCACUUCGUUAAACAUCUACAAAUGGUCUACACACGAAUUGCAGCACGUCAUAGAUUUGGGUAAAGAGGGCACCGCGCCGUUGGAAAUCCGAUUCCUGCAUGAUCCCAAAGCCGCUCAAGGAUUUGUCGGGUGCGCUGUGGAGGCUAACGUUUACAGAUUCUAUAAAGCAGAAGAUGGAACAUGGAAAACCCACAAAGUCAUAGACAUACCAGCGAAGAAAGUUGUCAAAGACGGCAUAGAAUCUGAGCUUAACGGUCUAAUGUCCGACAUUAUUUUGUCACUGGACGAUAAAUAUUUAUACACAUCAUGCUGGCUCCACGGAGACGUGAGACAGUAUGAUAUAACCGACCCCAAGAAUCCCAAGCUGACUGGGCAUAUCUUCCUUGGCGGACAACUUCUCAAUGGAUACCAACUCGUGGAAGAUAAGGAGUUUAAGGAGCCUCCAAAGCCUGUGACCAUAAAAGGCAAGCGGCUGUAUGGCUCACCUCAGAUGUUGCAAUUGUCGUUAGAUGGGAAACGAUUGUAUGUGUCCUCGUCGCUUUUCUCACCUUGGGAUAAGCAGUUCUACCCGAAAAUGAUUGAAAAGGGAGGUUGGAUGGUAAAGUUGGACGUCAACAUAGAAAAUGGUGGUUUCAAGUUGGAUCCGAACUUCCUAGUUGACUUCGGUUCAGAGCCAGAUGGCCCGGUACUGCCCCACGAGAUGAGGUACCCUGGAGGAGAUUGCACAUCCGACAUUUGGCUCGCCAAAGAUUAAAGUUGCAGAAACUGACAUUGUGCCAAUAUUUUUCAGUUUUUACUGUCUAAUAGCACAACUUUGUAUAAACAUAUAUCGCUUCAAAUCUAAGGAAAUGUAGCUGCCAUGGGCUAUCGAAAAUAUAAUAAUGUGAAAUAAAUUUGUACAAAAUUAAUAUUAUAUAUCUGAAUAUACGUAAAUAUUAUUGUAACAUUUAUUGUUUUUAUUUUCCUUCUUUUGAUCCUUUUACACAUUAAAUUAACGUGUUUGAUAUUACUAAGGCAAGUAUCUGAAGCUGAAAUUCAGCAUGCUAACUAACAUUCGUCAUUCCGUAGUGGAUUUGUAAUUAAAAGUAGUUUAAAAUGUGUAUGUAUAUUUCCUUAGUCGUGUGGAAUGCAAAAGUUAUUGUGAUAAUGAGUUAAGUAGAUUAUGAUAUUAUGUUGGGUUCGAAUCCCGAAAUUUUUAAGUCAUCCAAAAUUCCAUAGCAUAAAUGGGACUUAAAGCCUGAUAUCACUUUACUGUAACCUCGAUUUAUAAAAAUUAUAUCCGUCAUUCAUAAAAAAAACUUAAUUGUGUUUACAGUCAAUUAUAAUGACUUCGUAAGCGUACGUGACAUGAAAGUUAUGCCUACAUACUGCCAAAUAAUAAACAUUUCAUGAUUGUGGGUUAAAAAACACAUACUGUGUACUACAUUUAGAAUGAAUUUUACAAAAUGCGAAACGCGUAAAUUUCACAUACACGUGUUUUUUAAGUUGCAUAAACAUAAGAACAUAAAGAACACAGCGGUAAAAUGCUGCCAACACAAUAUGUUAAAGCGUGGAACUGUGUUUCGUAACCGCCAUUUCAUUUCUUUUUUUUUUGGCAUAAAAAAUGUGUUAACUAUGACAAUUUAUUCUUUCAUACACUCUCAACGCAUUACACUUCUUCAUUGCAUGUAAAAAAGAGCAGAGGUUGGUUAUCUUUAAAUUGGCUAUGGAAAAAGCUAGUUUGUUCUUACGUCCGAUGGAGAGCGCUGCUUAGUUUUCAUAGAAACUUUGACGAUGCAAUACGUUACGGAGCUGUCAAAAGCUCGUGCAUGGGCUUCUGAUAGCGACAUGAACGAAUUUAGUACAUCUCGCUAUUUCCUCUUUUUAUACGACAUGUUCGAAAUGCGUAUAAUUUUUUUGAAAGAUUAAAGGUUAUAGUUAACACAUUUAUUCUUUAAAAAAAAGGAACAGAAAUGGCAAAGCAGCCCUCUUGAG
This is a messenger RNA of Chilo suppressalis (striped riceborer), 2711 nucleotides long. The record is from the annotation of a GenBank genome assembly. Lineage: Eukaryota; Metazoa; Arthropoda; Insecta; Lepidoptera; Crambidae.